AUGGGUAGCCUCGGCAAUAACAGCUACUCCUCUGUCGAGGAGAGUAAGCGAAUCUUUGACUAUCUAUGCGAUCAAUUCGACGAUACAGCUCUACCGGCUGGUGUGAAGGAGCUUAGGGAUAGCAUUGAGUUUACCUCAAGCCGAGAUGCACCGUACUUCCCUAUCCCCUUCAAAGAGACGGAGACGACCGCGGCGUUAAAGGCAGUCGAGGGUGCCGUGGCUUGCUUGUUGGCAAGUUCAGUUACUGGCGAGUCUCAGACUAGGAAAAUGAACAUCAAUUUGGAGAAGACGACGGCUUUCCUUUGCCAGGCCUACAUGGCCAAAGUCGGUGGUCUUGGAAAGCUCGAUCCUGGUGUCAAAGCUAAGCUCAAAGAUACCGACUUGCUACAAGCGCAAUCUAACCCAUAUCGUCGCAUGUCAGCAAAUCUCUAUGAGACUAAGAACCCUGGAGAGUACUAUCACAUCCAUGGAUCCCUAGAGGCUUCAACAACUUUGAAAAUGAUAGGUCUGGAGCCUUUUAGACCAGAUCUGCAGUCCCAUGAGAGCAUAGUGGAUGCUAUCGAACCUGCUGUUCGAAAGUUUAGCGUGGAAGAGCUAGAGACCAUGAAUGCUGCUAAUCGACAGGCUGGAGUGCCUGCUUUGAAGCAUGAGGAUUUUGUUGAAACACAGCAUGGCAAAACAAAUAUGGCUCUUCCACCAUGGUCAGUGGAAAAUCUCGAGUCCGAGACACCCAAGUGCCCUUUGACCCAAACCUCAGAGCAGCCUACAAGGAUCCUGUCAGGUAUCAAAGUUCUUGAGCUCUGUCGUAUCAUUGCCGGACCUAUCAUAACGCGUAUACUCGGCGAGUAUGGCGCUGAUGUCCUCAAGAUCACAAGCCCUAACCUCAGUGACGUGCCCUUCUUCCAGGUAGAUGGAAACAUGGGCAAGCACGCCGCAGAGCUCGAUCUGAAGUCACCUGAUGGAAGAGCUCAGUUCGAGCGUCUCCUUGCUGAAGCAGAUGUUGUUGUCGAUGGGUAUCGUCCUGGCGCUUUGGAGAAGCUUGGUUAUGGAGCAACUGCAUUGACGAAACUCGCUAAAGAGCGCGGUAAGGGUUUCGUCUAUGUAAAUGAGAAUUGCUUUGGUUAUCAGGGCGAGUGGGCUGGCCGUCCUGGCUGGCAGCAAAUUGCUGAUUGUGUCACUGGAAUAGCCUGGGAACAAGGCCGCUUCAUGGGCAUGUCUGAACCCAUGGUUCCUCCUUUCCCCAUUUCAGAUUAUGGAACAGGGUGCAUCGGUGCUAUCACAGCAUUGAUAGGCCUCUACCACCGAGCAACCAAGGGCGGAUCAUGGCACGGAAAGGCAUCACUUCUUCACUACGAUCUCCUGCUUUUCAAAGUCGGGCAGUAUCCCGAGGACAUAAAGGAAAAAUUAAGAAAGGAAAUUGGCCCAGACUUCCUGGCUUUGCGACAUGCUCACAGCGUUGAUCAGAUUUCAGGAACAGCGCUGUUGAGGAUGAGGGACAUAUAUCCGGAGCUCUUUUCAAGCGAUAAAUAUGUCGAGAAGUGGUACUCUAACGCCUACAAUGCGGAGGUAGAGGCCGUGCCCCCUGUGGUAGAAAUUGAAGGUGUGGAUGUUGGAUUUAGGAGAGCAAGUCGUCCAAAUGGUGCAGACGAGCCAACAUGGGAUUUUGGUCAUGAGCCGGAUCACAAGCUGUCGAAGUAG
Messenger RNA from Fusarium venenatum, 1698 nucleotides. Its product is annotated as CoA-transferase family III domain-containing protein. Gene Ontology annotation, molecular function: catalytic activity. The record is from RefSeq and is a predicted model, not a curated record. NCBI's taxonomy places the organism in Eukaryota, Fungi, Ascomycota, Sordariomycetes, Hypocreales, Nectriaceae.